Messenger RNA from Purpureocillium lilacinum, 381 nucleotides. RefSeq lists its product as uncharacterized. The record is from RefSeq and is a predicted model, not a curated record. NCBI's taxonomy places the organism in Eukaryota, Fungi, Ascomycota, Sordariomycetes, Hypocreales, Ophiocordycipitaceae. Gene Ontology annotation, cellular component: extracellular region.
AUGAAGUCUACGACUGCUUUUAUAUUCGCCCUUGCCGCGUCUGCCAACGCUCUGGGUAUCAACUGCCGCGGCUCCGGGCUCUGCCCAUCGGACGGCGCGGCCGGAAACCUGAUCAACCUCAAGGCUAUUGUCGACGGCAUUCAACCUCGCGGCCGCAGUUACAGCACCGGCCAGCAGAUUGCCUGUACCGGCUCUCUCUGCGCCUUCUAUCAGAAUGGCGCUACCGGAACCGCUGAGCAGGCCUCGGGCUUCAUGCAAGCGCUCCUUGACCACGGGUGCAAGAAAUGCGGGUCGUGCCCGACUCAACCUGGCAAUGAUGUCAAGAAUGGUGAGCUCACGGUCAAUAUUGUUGGCGAUCCUCAUUGCCAGGGGGCGUGUUAG